Messenger RNA from Aspergillus alliaceus, 3354 nucleotides. Its product is annotated as DUF2457 domain-containing protein. NCBI's taxonomy places the organism in Eukaryota, Fungi, Ascomycota, Eurotiomycetes, Eurotiales, Aspergillaceae. The transcript has a single exon. The record is from RefSeq and is a predicted model, not a curated record. The coding region runs from base 728 to 2905 and encodes 725 amino acids.
UUUUUUUUUCCCUCCCUCUUGAAAAUUAAUUAAUUUUUUUUUUUUUGGUUUAAACCGCUCCUACCCCCUCUACAAAUUACGCCGUACUUACUGUACCGGUUGUUAACCUUUGAAAUCAUUUUUUAAUUUUCCCUUUUCCCUUUUUUAAUUUUUUCAUUUAAUUUUUUUUUAUUAAAAUACACUUUUUACCCUCCCUUCCCAUAAUUACUUUUUAUUCUCCGACUUCUCUCUCUGAACAUUCCUUCUUCCUCCAUCCCAAACUCAAAGCCUACCAUUGCCAACACAUUGUCUUUUGGAGCCCUCUUUGAACGCGUCUUCUUCUGGCGCUCUUUGAGCUGCCAUCUAUUGAAGAAGGCGUAGAUCCCAGAUCUUGGCCGCAUACCUAACGCCAUUGUCCCCUUUACUACUUCGCCAUUACCCCAACAUCAUGCCUUGUAUAUCAUGACCACCUACGUCCUGUUUGGGACAUCAUUCUCUUCUGCCCUCUGGGUCGAUUGGUUGUACUAUUGAUCGAUACUGAGAGAGUAUCUUCUUAUUACCUACUUGAUUGAGAUAUUAUCGGAUUAUAUUCUUUCGAAGCAAUUGAAUCCUCCAAACCCUCACCGUCGCCACUAUCACCUUUCGAUUCUCCAUAUACGACCCUCGGACCUAAUCGUCUCUUUAUUCUCAUUUACUUUUUUCUCUCACACAUAACCUUUGUCGUCAUCAAUAUUCUAAUUUCAAAGUGAUGGCACACUUCCGUAGUGGUGACCGACCCUUCUCGUCGAUACAUAACAUUCUGAAGAUGCUACUCUCGCCUCACCAGUCCAACAAGCCUGCUCCACAAGAAAACGAAUUGGCUGAGGACAUCGAUGAACCUCCAGAUCAUCGAUUUCUGAAUACCGCCCCGAUCAAUGUUGACGACGGUGUGGUUUAUGUCAAGUCUCCCACCGCCAUGAGUGACAAGAAGGAAUCCCUCCUUACCCGUGCCCUCAGACACAGUCCGACCUUAAGCCCGUCCGAUAAGCUUCCCUCCCCGCGUGAUCGGUCAUUCUACCGCUCGUACCCUUACAGUAACGUUAGCGGUGUGUCGACGGCUGAAUUGACCAGCGACGGAGGUCUGAGCAGCCCAUCUUUGUCCAGCACUCCAAGCCCACCUCUGCCAACUCAGCUGUCCGCCAAACCUCCCCCGAUGGGUAACAGCACAAAGUUGGCGGCUGAGACUAACGAGUCUACCGUCGAGGCUAACCUCGGACGUAAGAGAUGCAUCAGCUUUGCUUGUGGACGGAAAUCAGAGGAACGGAAAGCCCAACCACCCACACCGCAACGAUCGACCACGCAGAAGAAUGAUAUCACCCCUACUCCCACAGAACCCGUGAAGCGGAGGACGGUCCUCACCUUCGUUUGCCCUGCCCGUGACUCAGAGACGAAACGAGAACGGUCUCCAUGUCGUGGUGUCACUUUAAGGUCACGUCCGCGUGGAUCUCCUGCUCCUAUCGCUCGCAAGGCAUCCCCAGCGAAAGAUACGACCCCGGUCACCCAGAACCAAGAGAAGUCGACCAUCGAGAAGAGGGGCAUCCCCACGAGUGGACUGGGCAAGUUCGAAGAAUCUGAGGCGACUCGUUUCCACGAGUUUGCCAGCUCUGAGGAGGAGGACGAUGAAUGGGUCACCAAAUCUGGUGACUACACCGACAAGAUCACCUUGAAUGACUGCAUGAAGAAAGAGAUUGCGAUCAGAAAACUUGGCGAAGAAGCAGAGGAGGAGGCGCUUGAGGACGAAGAAGAGGAUGACGAGGACGAGGACGAUGCUGACGAUGAUUCAACUGACUCUGACUUAUCGUCAGAUGAUGGUAACGAAUCUGACAAUGAGGCGGGGUUUGCGGACUCGGAUGACGAGAGCAAUGAUGGCUCCGAAUAUGCAUUCUGGGCUCCUGCCACGACUACUGCCGCUACUAGUCCUCUGACCCUCGAUAUUCCUCCUGUUGUUCUACCUCGCAGGGAUUCUAAUACCUCCUUCGACUCUGGUCAUGAUGACUUGAGCCGGAGAUGGCCGCCAGCCCUCUCAGGCAAAGGCAUUCACCGUGCCAAGCCUAUGAAGAUGCGCCCCAGAACUCCCAACCUCCCUGAUAGCACUGACUUCGUUUGUGGAACGUUCGACGAAGACCGCCCCUUGGAAGCUGCCUAUAAAUCCUGCAUUGAGCAACGUCGGCUUUCCAAGCAAAUCUUGAUCCCGCAAGACAUCGACCCUAGUUUCCCGACAUCGGAUGUCGAUGAAGAGGAUGAGGACGACGACGACGAUCUGGCAGAGUCCAUCAUGACUGAUGAGGCAACUCGUGGAAGAGCUGGGGCAGACCAGUCUCGAAAGCUGUCCCCUCGCCUGUCUCCCAAGCGGAUGGUCUCUCCCCCGCCCCCUCGUCGACAUGGUCGCUCGUCCCCCAGACGUUUACGUUCUCCACCGCCGAUGAAAUUGAAGUCCCCCACUAAGGCCGAUCGGACUGCUAGCGAUGAAGUCAGCUAUCUUCAGCCUCCCGGCGUCAACAUCAGCGAGUUGGUUCAGCGCCCGUACAUCACCCGCACCAAAUCGCUGCCUCGUACGCCUAACCCAUUCUUCACCAAACAGGACGAUUCUUAUCGCUGGACGGGUAUUAUCCCUCUUCGGGAGUCUCCUGAGCGUGAAUCAUCUCGCACUCGUGAAGUGCAUACUAGAGGUCCUAUCGAUAUCGUUGAAGGUCUCGAGAAAAAGCGCCAGAAACGCAAAGAAAAGUACUGGCGUCAACACUGCCGCAAAGCUGCUAAAGACCAGAUCCAGCGGCGACCUAUCCCCGGAAAGGGUGCUGAACGGAUGAAGGACCUGGGCCUCGCAGUUGCUGAGAGGUGCCGAGCUUAUGGUGUCGGUGAAGACGCACAGCUCGUCCUAUCCGUUUAGACCCUUCGUGUCUUCUUUGAAAGGGAUUUACGCCUUUCUUGUACAUACUUGAUUAUCUUUAACGAUCACCCGCUCAUUGAACUGUCGUUUCCUACCUGGCUGAUUGUUUUCUGCUUCGGAGGACAUUUGUUUGCAUUUACAGGGCGGAUCGCCUUUGCUUCUUCGUUUCUUGUGAUACAUAUUUGUUACCGGCAUUCCUUUUUAUUACUAUUAUUAUGACAUCCCUUCUGUUGGGAGGCCACUUUUUCCGGUCGGGACUCUGAUUUGGUUUGUUUUCAUCCAUUUUUGUCUUGUUGUAUGGAGGCGGUUCAUGGAGUGUAUACCCCCUUUUUUCAUUUAAUUUUUUUUUUGGUUGAUGCGAUGUAGAUAUCAGGUUCAAACCGACCGAUCAGUGUGCUGAUCCCUCAGAAAUAUUCAAAUUCAAACAAAUCAAAAAAUUAUUUAUAUUA